UUCAGAUUGAAGUAACAGGAGGUGUGAAUAAGUAGCUGGACAGUUUGGAUUACAUAGCUCAAAAAAGAUUUUGAAUUAAUUAAGGUUCUUGUUUGAUAGAUAAUGUUCAUCACUAAAGUCUUCAUCCUAAUCAUCAUCGCAUCCAUCACCAACAUCAACAACACAUCAGCCCUCAAACUCGAAUGCACUUAUCGCGAGCCAGAUCUACACUGGGAAGCAUUUUCCCGUGACUACACGUGUGAAGGAACAAUCAGACUUGAUGGCGAUGAUGAAAAUAUUAGAACAGUCACGAAUACGCAUCGAGAACAAAUGAGAAAUGCAGACGUUCGCGGUCUUAUGAUUGUUCAACAGCGUGACUUGCAGAAAUUUCCAAAAGGACUUGAGCGACACUUCCAUCAUUUAAUAGGAAUUGACUUUGAAGAUUGUGGAUUGACAAAAAUAUCAAGUGAUGAUUUGAUGCCAUUUAAGGAACUCUUGCAGAUCAACUUGAGUGGGAAUCGAUUAACGGAACUUCCAAAUGAUUUAUUUCAGUUUAAUCCAAAAUUAAAGAAAAUUGACUUGAGUGGGAACUUGAUCAUGCAUGUUGGACUUGAAAUCUUUAAUAACUUACAGCACUUGACUAUGAUUAACAUGCAUGACAAUGCCUGCACAUCGGAUAACGCAUACGCAACUAAAAAAGAGGAAUUGAAGGAACUUGUUUGGGAAUUGUCAGUCGAAUGUCCACCAACACUUGAUAUGCUGUCAAGCUCAUUGUUUGGAUCAAAAGAAUUCAUUGACAAUAUUAAGAGAAUUUCAGGCGAGGAUUCUGAUGAUGUUAGGAAUGAGCUGUUGAAUGAGAUUCAGGGGUUGGAGAAGAUCGUGCAGGAACUUAAGAGAAGAUUGUAGAUGAGAGUAAUGAGCUUCAAUCUAGGGUUGGUUUCUAGGUCUACCCAAGGCAACCCAUGGGAAGACGCAGUGUGCCUUAAUGAGCCCUAAAACCUACCCCUAGCAUCCAAUAAGACAGAAAUUGGGAUUAUUUGUGAUAAAAUUGACAUUGUAACUUUAUUGUAGUAAAUAAUUAAUAAAUAUAUAUGCAU
Chironomus riparius is the source of this 1076-nucleotide messenger RNA. Lineage: Eukaryota; Metazoa; Arthropoda; Insecta; Diptera; Chironomidae. The record is from the annotation of a GenBank genome assembly.